AUGUUCUUUCUUUUCAUUUCCUCCAGCCCAAUUUUUCAGGAUUUUUUUUGCCUCUUUUCUUUUUAUUUUUGUCUCUUUUCUUUUUAUUUUUGUCUCUUUUCUUUUUAUUUUUGUCUCUUUUCUUUUUAUUUUGUCUCUUGUUAUUUUUUUUCUUUAUUUUUUCUCUCUUCCUUAUUUUUUUGUCUCUCCCUUAUUUUUUUGUCUCUCUUCUUUAUUUUUGUCUCUCUACUUUAUUUUGUCUAUUUUGUCUCUUGUUAUUUUUCUUUAUUUUUUGUCCUUUCCUUAUUUCUUCUCUCUUCCUUAUUUCUUCUCUUUAUUUUGUCUGUCUCUCUUUUUUAUUUUUCUCUUUUUUAUUUUUCUCUCUUUUUUAUUUUUCUCUUUUUUAUUUUUCUCUCUUUUUUAUUUUUCUCUCUUUUUUUAUUUUUGUCUCUCUUUUUUUAUUUUUGUCUCUCUUUUUUUAUUUUUGUCUCUCUUUUUUUUAUUUUUGUCUCUCUUUUUUUUAUUUUUGUCUCUCUUUUUUUUAUUUUUGUCUCUCUACUUAAUUUUGUCUAUUUUGUCUCUUGUUAUAUUUUCUCUGUACCUUAUUUUUUCCCUCUUCCUUAUUUUUUCUCUCUUCCUUAUUUUUUCUUUUUAUUUUUGUCUCUCUUCUUUUUAUUUUUGUCUAUUUUGUCUCUUGUUAUUUUUUUCCUUAUUUCUUCUCCCUUCCUUAUUUCUUCUCCCUUCCUUAUUUCUUCUCCCUUCCUUAUUUCUUCUCCCUUCCUUAUUUCUUCUCCCUUCCUUAUUUCUUCUCUAGUUAUUUUUUUUUUUAUUUUUUCUUUUAUUUUUGUCUCUCUUUUAUUUUGUCUCUCUUCUUUUAUUUUUGUCUUUAUUUUUGUCUUUAUUUUUUCGCUCUUCUUUAUUUUUUCUCUCUACUUUAUUUUGUCUCUAGUUAUUUUUUCUUUAUUUUUUUCUCUCUUUAUUUUGUCUCUCUACUUUAUUUUGUCAGUCUCUCUUCAUUUUGUCUCUUUUCUUUUUGUUUUUGUUUCUCUUCUUUCUUUUGUCUCUAUUUUGUCUUGUCUUUAUUUUGUCUCUUGCUAUUUUUUAUUCUUUUUCUUUUGUUUUUUUUUUUUCUUUUCUUUCUUCUUUUUGUUUUUCUCUUUUUUCUUUUUUUUUUUCUUCUUCUUCUUUUUUUUAUUUUUUCUCUCUUCUUCUUUUUAUUUUUUCUCUCUUCUUCUUUUUAUUUUUUCUCUCUUCUUCUUUUUAUUUUUUCUCUCUUCUUCUUUUUAUUUUUUCUCUCUUCUUCUUUUUAUUUUUUCUCUCUUCUUCUUUUUAUUUUUUCUCUCUUCUUCUUUUUAUUUUUUCUCUCUUCUUCUUUUUAUUUUUUCUCUCUUCUUCUUUUUAUUUUUUCUCUCUUCUUCUUUUUAUUUUUUCUCUCUACUUUAUUUUGUCUCUUUUUAA
Molecule: messenger RNA, 1437 nt
Organism: Acanthosepion pharaonis
Lineage: Eukaryota; Metazoa; Mollusca; Cephalopoda; Sepiida; Sepiidae
Source: the annotation of a GenBank genome assembly